Messenger RNA from Zingiber officinale, 1067 nucleotides. RefSeq names its product zinc finger protein CO3-like. Gene Ontology annotation, cellular component: nucleus. The coding region runs from base 77 to 964 and encodes 295 amino acids. The record is from RefSeq and is a predicted model, not a curated record. Gene Ontology annotation, biological process: regulation of flower development. Lineage: Eukaryota; Viridiplantae; Streptophyta; Magnoliopsida; Zingiberales; Zingiberaceae. The transcript has 2 exons. Gene Ontology annotation, molecular function: protein binding; zinc ion binding.
GUGUCCUGCCGCCGCCGUAAAGAGUCGAGCACAACUGCACAAGAUCUCGCAGAGCACGCGGAAGGAUUCUCAAUCGAUGCUGCAGAAUCUAACGCUGAAGGUGGAGGCCACUGGAGGCGGGUGGGCGGCGGCGCCGCCUACGCCGCCGCCGCGCGCGUGCGACUCGUGCCGCUCGGCGCCCUGCGCCGUCUACUGCCGCGCCGACGCGGCGGCCCUCUGCGCCGCCUGCGACGCGACCAUCCACUCCGCGAACCAGCUCGCGCGCCGCCACCACCGCGUGCCGCUCCUCCACCUCGGCGCCGCCGGCGGAGGCCUCGUCGUCCGCCCCAUCCUCGCCCUCCCCUACCACGUCGCCCUCCCGACCUACCACGACGCCGCCGGCGAAGACGAGGAGGAGGCCGACUCCUGGCUGCUCCUCGACCCCGCCGACGUCGCCGCUGAGGAAGAAAUCGCCGGCGAGGUGGAAGAGCUCUUGGACUUCGUCGAGUACAACUCCGGCGACAAUCAAGUGAAGAGCGAGGAGAGCGAGGGCGUGGUGCCAAGUGACCAGAAACAGAGGUUGGAGUUGGCAUAUGAUGCCUCCAAUGGAUUCAAUUACUCCUCUGUUUCCCUCAAUCAUAGUGUUUCUCCGUCGUCAAUGGCAGACAUCUCCAGCUCCAACAUUGCCGAAGGAACCAUAGGUCUAGGUCUCUUCCCGGGCAAUCACCCUCUUCAAAUGCCACCCCAUUGCAGCGCCAUGGACAGAGAGGCCAGGGUGCUCAGGUACAGGGAGAAGAGGAAGAUGAGGAGGUUUGAGAAGACGAUAAGGUAUGCGUCAAGGAAGGCGUAUGCAGAAACACGGCCACGGAUCAAAGGUCGGUUCGCAAAGAAGUCAAAUAUCGAUCUUGAAAUCGAUCAGAUGUUCGCUUCUCCUGCUCUAGGUGGCGAUUUGGUCUUUGGUGUAGUUCCAUCUUUCUCAUUCUGAUGUAAGAAAUGAAGCUCUGCGGGCUACAAUGGAUAAUUAUUGUUUGUAAACGAAAUGCCUAUGUAGGGUUUGCAUACAUAAUUGUAGGGUUUGCCAUGGAUGA